Struthio camelus australis is the source of this 3345-nucleotide messenger RNA. The record is from RefSeq and is a predicted model, not a curated record. Lineage: Eukaryota; Metazoa; Chordata; Aves; Struthioniformes; Struthionidae.
UGCUGAAAUCAAAGUAUAAAUACUUUGCAAGGUCAGUCACAGGAGCAGUUACUGAGUAAAAUAGGAGUGCAUAUAACGCAAAAUAAUCCAAUAAGUUAGCUGCUGUUAUAAAUGUGCUUACUGUGUUUCUGAGUCACUAGCAUGUCACUCCUGGGUUAUACGGUUCUACUGUUAUUUUGGAUGUAUUGUACUGCAGAAAGAGCCUGUGAAGAACCCCCUCCUAGGAGAGUUAAAGAAGUACCUACCGAAACGUGGGAAAAACCUCCCUACCCACAUGGUACUCAAGUAACAUACACGUGUCGGCCUGGAUAUAUAAAACUUGGACGUAUUGUGUUUCAGUGUACUGAUGGAGUGUGGGAACAACCCUUCCCAUGGGCAGAAUGCAGAAAUAAGCCCUGUGGACAUCCUGGAGAUAUUCAGUUUGGUUCAUUUGAACUUACCAGUGGAAAGGAGUUUGUAUUCGGUGCCCGAGUUGAGUACAAAUGUGAUGAUGGAUACCAGAUGCUCAGCCAAAGAAAUUACCGUGAGUGUCAGGCAGAUGGAUGGAGCAAUGAUGUCCCUCACUGUGAAGUGGCAAAGUGUUUCCCAGUAAAAGCACCAGAAAAUGGACGAAUAAUUAUGACUGGUGUGUUUCAGCUAGACCAAGAAUUUUCCUUUGGCCAGGUUGUAAAGUUUGAAUGUAAUGCAAAUUAUAAGCUUACUGGAUCUAAAGAAAUACAUUGCUCUUCUAAUGGAAAAUGGAAUAGUGAUGUACCUCAGUGCCAAGAGAUUACCUGUGAUGCGCCAGAAAUUCUGCAUGGAUAUGUGCAUACUCCAAAGGCAUCUUACAAGGAGUCUGAACGACUGCGGUUUUCCUGUGAUAAAGGAUAUAGAUAUGGUGAAAGAGCAGAAGCACAAUGUUCUGAAUCAGGAUGGACUCCAACCCCCUAUUGCACUGAAAUUUUAUGCUCUCCUCCAAGAGUUCCCAAUGGCAGCUUUGGGCCUCAAGAAGGUAUAUACAAAGAAGGGGCUGUGAUCACCAUACACUGUAAUUCUGGAUAUUAUUUUAAAGUAGUCUCUGGCCAAAACACUGCUGAAUGCACCAAGAAUGGCUGGGUGCCUCCUCCAGAAUGUGUUGGGAAACCGUGCGACUACCCAGUUAUAGAAAAUGGAGUGUUGAGUAGGGCCCUGGAGUACCACAGAAACUAUUACUUUCCAAUGAGCAUUGGGCAGCAAGCUGAUUACCGCUGUCAUAAUGGUUACUCAGCCCCAAGUGGAGAAAACUGGGUUCGAAUUGUCUGUUCUACAAAGGGUUGGUUUCCAGAGCCAAAAUGCCUCAAAAUAUGUCAACUGAGACAGCUGGAAAAUGGUUAUUUCCUAUAUAAACGGAAUAAUAUUUACAAGGAAGGUGAUAGAACUAGAUAUGCCUGUAAUCAUGACUAUAGCCCUGAAAAUCAGCGUGAUCAAGUUACGUGCACAAAGAAUGACUGGUCACCUCCUCCAAGAUGUAUCCGUAAGAAAAUAUGCCAGAAUAUUCAGGUUACCAAUGGUUAUUUCACCAGGAGAAAGGCAACAUUUCAUUUACAGGAGGAGACAACAUAUAAGUGUCAUACUAACUAUGUAACUGCAGAAGGACAAGAAACAGGACAGAUACAGUGUCAAGAGAGUGGCUGGACUCCUCCUCCAAAGUGCAUCAAACCAUGUAAAAUACCUCGUUAUGAGAUUUUGAAUUACCACGUAAAUAAAACUGUGUUCCUGCCUGGAGAUACACUUGAGUAUGCCUGUUCAGAUGGAUAUCAAACUAUAAAUAAUAUGACAACUGGUACUGCAAGAUGUGACAUAAAUGGUGAAUUGAUUCCAGAGCCCCAGUGUCUUGCAAUAGAAUGUGAAAUGCUGAUAUUGCCCAAUGGAGAUGUUUCCCCCGGGAAGGGUAAAUAUCACAAUGGAGAUGUUGUGAGAUUUACUUGUGCAAAAAAUUAUGUAAGAGUGGGACCUGCCUCUGCUCAGUGCUAUUACUUUGGAUGGUUUCCACCACCACCAAUAUGUAAAGUUGACCCCAGAGGCUGUGCACCUCCACCCGAGAUUGCCAAUGGAAGUAUUAUCAGUGACUUUGUGGAACAGUAUUGGCAUGGGGACAGAACAAAAUAUGAAUGCAACACCGAAUUUAAAAUGAUUGGAUCAAAGGAAAUAGAGUGUGUUGAUGGACAAUGGUCAUCUCCUCCCUCUUGCAUUGAAGAUAAAAUGCCAUGUGAAUCACCUUCCUCUAUUCCGAAUGUGGUUCUUCAGCAGCAAAACCAAACCCAGUUUUCUCAUGGUGAUGAAGUAAGCUAUGGAUGUAAACGAGGCUCAGGAAGUUAUGGGAAAAAGAAAAUAAAAUGUCUUAAUGGGGAAUGGAAACCUUUACCUUUUUGUGGAGAUCCAUCUCGUAAAUGUGUUGCUCCAGAGGAUGUUGAGAUAGUGAAUACGGAACGUGUUUCCAAGCCAAAUAAGGAGACUGGAGGCCAAAAAGUUAUAUAUUACAGAUGUAAAUCAAACAAUAUCAUUAAAAAAGCAACUUGUAUGUUUGGAAAAUGGUCACCUGAGAUUGAAUGCAUCGAUGAGAAUUCAUGCCCACCUCCACCUCAGCUGCCUGGUGCUCAACAGAUAGCAGCUGAAAGAAAUUACAAGAAUGGGAGUAAAAUAAUGAUUUCAUGUCUGAAGAAUUUCCAACUGAAUGGUGUGAAUGAAAUAACAUGUAUACAAGGGAAAUGGCAAUCACCACCACGCUGUAUUGAAAGGCCCUGUUUGCCACCACAACUUGUAGAAUGUGCUGAUGUUCCCAGGCUGCAAAAUCCACACUUAAGAGUGGAAAAAGAAGGCAAAACAACUUAUCUGGCUGGUGCUAAAUUUAAGUACGUUUCUCGUUCUGGAUUCGUAUUAGAUGGACAAUCGGAGAUAACUUGUUCUAUGGGAAAAUGGACUUCUGCUCCUACAUGCACUGAAAAGCCAUGCGGAAGUAUUCCAGAAGUUGUCAAUGCCCAAAUUGAAGGAAGAAACAAGAAAAUAUAUGAGCCUGGUGAAACUAUUCGCUACCAGUGUAAUCCAGGGUUCCUAACUGUUGGCACUCCAGAAAUUAUUUGCAGAGCAGGAAACUGGACAGUACCACCUUUCUGUGAAGAUGUUAGCUGCGGAGCCCCACCUGAAAUUCCCAGGGCUUCUAUUGCCAGCAGUGAACAGGAGAGAUACCUGCCUGGUGCCAGAGUGCAAUAUGAAUGUGAAAGCAAUUUUCAGAUUAUGGGUGUAAAUUAUGUCACUUGUACAAACGGACAAUGGUCACAAGCACCAACUUGCAGAGGUAGGAGGUCAUGCUUUCAUCUUGCCUGUUAG